Molecule: messenger RNA, 8508 nt
Organism: Drosophila simulans
Lineage: Eukaryota; Metazoa; Arthropoda; Insecta; Diptera; Drosophilidae
Gene: Corin
Exons: 14
Coding region: 1200-5381 (1393 amino acids)
Biological process (GO): proteolysis
Cellular component (GO): membrane
Molecular function (GO): serine-type endopeptidase activity; protein binding
Source: RefSeq, a predicted model, not a curated record
UUGAAAUUCCAGCGUCGCCGAUUCGGCGCCUGCAGUGCGUAGGCGGUUGUCGUUGACUGACGUCGUGGCCAACAGCACGUGCUAACCGAGGCGGCGCGUGCAGCAAAAAGGAGUAGCAGCAGCUGUAGUGGCCCACAACAACAGCACAACAACAACGGCAACAACAGAAUCAGCAGCCGAGCAGCCAGUUGAAAAGCUACACACGGAAUAUACAACACACAGCUCUAGUAUCACAACAACAAACGCUUUGGGCUAGGCAGAGAGAAGAGAGGGGGUGAGCGGGGAGAGAGUCUAACUUGAGUGAAAUUCAAGCAGUUGAAGAAGAGGAAGCAGCAGGACAAUACACCAAUGCAGGCUAACUGUUAAAGUGUGUGAAAGCACAGUGUGUGAGCAAGAGGGACGGGGAAAGGGACACAGGAAGAGGUAGAGAGUGAGUGAGAGAGAAUGACAAUGCGACAAUAAAUUAGCUGUAAACUGCACCUUGUUAUUUGCACCUGAAUCGAAAGUGGAUUAUAUAUUUUGCUAUAAUAUAAUUAAAAACAACAAUACACAAAAGGAGGCCAGAACAACCAGCCAGCCAGUAAUCAAAGUUAAUUUACCAACACAAGAAACGUAAACGUGAGUUCUAUUUACGCAAAUAAGAAGAAGAGGAAAAGCGGGCGAAUAAGUAGGCAACAGAAGAAUUAGGAGCAGCAGCCGGAGGAGCAGGCAGCGCGCAAACAGGAUACUUAAAAUAUCAAGGCAAACACACACACAGACACACACAGAGAGACAUACACAAACAGGAGUACACACGCACACUCACUUGCCCGAAGGAGGUUCAUAUUUUUGGCGAAAAAACACAAAACCACCGCACGAAAUAAAUAAAAUAUAAACCCAACCACGCUGAGGUGUAUGGCCCAAAGGCAAGGCAAACAAACAGAGCCGAAAUCGAGGAGAAGAAGCAGCGAAACAUAAAGAUGCCAAAAUGCUGGACGGAGAUUGAUGCUGGCUGCCGACGAACAGCACCCACUACAACAAACACAAGCACAGCAGCAGCAGCAGCAGCAACAACUGCAAUAACAAUAAUAAGGCCGAGACAAACGACAAGCGAGGACAACAGCAACAAGAGCAACAACAGCAGCGACAACCGCCAAAUGUGAGCAGACAAGCGACAGCAAUUGAGAUAUAUUGACUUCCAAGUACGACGCGAUUAAGCCAUGAACGCACUCGAUAUGAAUAAACAAUUUCUGAGCGUUUCCCAGGACCAUCAGCAUCAGACCUCGGUGGCAGAUCAGCGGAGUCGCUCCAGAUCGGAGCGCGCCUCCAGCCUGGCGCUGCCCCUCAAUUCGCUGCUGGACUUCUACGACAAGCAGCAGGAGCAGUGCAAGUCCGUCACCCUGCUGCCCUUGCCCAGCAACUCCGGCAGCAUCAGUGAGAGCAGCAGCCUCUCCAGCAGCAACAGCAUCGUGCGGCGACACUCCUCCCACUAUUAUCCCAUGCUCGAGGACAAGCAGAAGCCGUCGCAGCUGCCCCAGGCAGCCACCGAAAUGCUUGUAAACAUGACGGAGCAGAAAUAUGGCCAGUCAGCUCAUCAGGGCGCCUCCUUCGCGGGAGGAAGGCAGGUCCACCAACAGCAGCAGCAGCACUUAGUGCGGGUGGACACCCCAGUGACGCCUCCGCCACCCAUUCCGCGACGACUACUGCGCGGCAAGUCCGCCUGGCAGGCGUCGAGUCCACACCCACUUCCACUCUCGUCUGGCGGACAGGAUGGCGCCCACGGCACGGGCAAUGUGUUUGUUUAUCCGCAGCCAGAAAACGUGACCGCAGAGACAGUGGUCCGGGGAUCGGGCGACGGACAGGGCGAUGGUGCCAGGCUGCAAUCAGCACUGCUUGUUGACAUAGCCACACGUCCGGCGUCCGGAUAUGCGGAUGCCGAUGGGAUUUCCGAUGACGACCGCAUGAGUCUGGAGAACUCCGUGUUCGACGAGUCGCUAACCUCCACGCCCGUCAAGGUCGCCGGCUAUUUGGCCGGCCGCUAUGCCGGGCUGAGUCACAUGGCCAAGCGGGCGCAGCGCUCCUCCAGCAGCACCGUGGACUCCGCCUACGGCUCAUCGCUGGGCGGCCACAGUGAGCGUUUCGCCAGCAGCUCGACCAGCGUGGACUUUCGCAGUCGCUUCUCCUCGGUGGACACCCAGUCCUCGCUCGAUGAGAAGCCUCUGUCCAGCUCGAUUGACUCGCCGCUGGCCAGGGAUCCCAGGGAUGCGUACAGGGAACGUGCUGUGCUCAACGAUGCCAUGCAUAAGCUGAACAACAAUAACACCAGCCUGGGACUGGCCCUCUACACGGCCAGCAAUAACAACAAUGGCAGUAGCGCGGCAAGCGAUGGCUCCAAGCUACCAGUGGUUCCUGCCCGAAAGCAGCCGCCGCCAGUGAAGGGCAGCAGCAACAGCAGCAACUCGAUCGGCGAGACUCAGUCGCAGAGCUCCAAGGAACCCAGCAGCGUCUCGGCCUCGGCCUCCACUUCGUCCGCCGCCUCCGCAGGAUCCAGCACUAUAUCCAGCGGCACCAUGUCAUCUAUGUCUGGGCCAUGUCCAGCCGUUGUGCCGCCCACAGAUGCCAUCACCAAACGUCCAGGGCCGCCAGAGCCACCAUUACGACAGGCCAACGUGUUUGAUCCAGUGGAGACGGGAUCGCGGGGUCACCCGCCCCCUCCAUUGACUGUGCGGAACAAGCUCGGCCGCAAUAAACCGCCACCGAUUACGUAUCCUCGGAUGCAACAGCGACAGGACUCCACGCUGUCCAGCGACAGCUACUCGAUCAGCUCCAGUCCGGGCUACAACUCUAAGCUUAUGGAAGCACCACUGCUGGGAUCCCAGCAGGGCGGACGUAAGUCCAAUGCACCCGGCAGCGCACAGCGCCAGACUCCACUAAUGGACUUGGCCCCCACCCGUUUUCUGGGCGGCGGAGGAAGCGGAAGCGGCAAGCAGGCUCCCGCAAUGCCGCCACCAAGGAGCAAGAUCAACUAUCGGCAGGACUCAACCAUCUCCAGCGACAGCUUUAGCCAGACGUCCAGUCCGGGAUACAAUCCCAAGCUCAUGGAGGCGCCGCUGCUGCCCUCGUUGUCCGCCAAGCGGCUGUGCAGUGCGCCAGCCCCAAUUGUGUGCCGUCAGGGAGUUCAGCACGAGCCCAUCGAGGAGCUAGAACCGCCGCAGACGAUCUCGCCGCUUCAUAAGGCGGCCGGCCAGCCCAGCAGCCUGCAGACCAUCGUCCGCUUUCAAAAUGGAGCACCGCACACCAUGUCCUUGCAGCAUCAGAUUAUUAACCGGCGAAAGAGCUCCAAUCCGUACAUCACAAACGGGCGCCUAAAGUUCCGCCUGUUCCAGAUCCUGAUCAACGCCUUCGCCCUGCUAGCUAUCGCCGGCGGUCUGGCUGCCUACUUCAAUGCAUAUCCGACUAUAAAGUUCGUGAACAAGACUAUCAUCAACACGAUCCACGUGGAGGACACCACGAGUUUUGGCAAGAAUCCAGCCCCAGGCACCUGCCUGCCCAUCAUAGUGCGGUUUUGCCAAGGUCCCCAGAUUCCCUACAACUACACAGUGUUCCCCAACUAUAUCGGUCACUUCGGCCAGCUGGAGACGCAAACGGACUUGGAUUCCUAUGAGGCCCUGGUGGAUGUGCGAUGUUACGAGCUGGUCUCCCUGUUUCUCUGCACGCUUUUCGUGCCCAAGUGCGGACAGAGCGGGGCCACCGUGCCACCUUGCAAGACCCUCUGUACGGAGACGAUGCGCCGCUGCGGCUUCUUCUUCGACGUUUUCGGACUGAGUUUGCCCGAGUACCUGAACUGCAAGCUCUUCAAGGACUUUCCGAGUUCCGAGGACUGCGUGGGCUUGGAUGAGGUUCGCGAGGUGAUGAGAGCCGCCACGCAUCCCAAGUGCGAUGGGUUCCAGUGCGACCAGAACCGUUGUCUGCCGCAGGAGUACGUGUGCGAUGGCCACCUGGACUGCAUGGACCAGGCGGACGAGGCCAAGUGCGAGCGGUGCGGACCGGACGAGAUCUACUGCGGCGACAGCCAGUGCAUUGGAACCAAGCACAUAUGCGACGGUAUCAUCGACUGUCCCUACGGCCAGGAUGAGCGCAACUGCUUGAGGCUAAGUGAGCGGAACGGCGAUGUGGGCACCGGGGUGCUGGAGGUCUAUCGCAUCGGUCAGCGGCAGUGGAUGCCCGCGUGUGUGAAGAACUGGGAUCGGGCUGUAUCGCCCAGUGCCGUGUGCUCCAUUCUGGGCUACUCGGCCGUGAAUGCCACCAGUGUCCUGACCCAACUUACUCACCGCCCACUGCUAGCCACGGUUAAUGUGUCCACAGAUAUAUGGAAGAUGUACGCCAAACGAAAGUCGACCUUGAUGCAAGAGUUUGCCAACUGCAAGAAGACGGAGGAUUAUCCGAUGGCGGAUCUAACGUGCUCCAAUUACGAGUGCGGCCGAGUAAAGCGUGGUAGACACAAGCCAUCGAGACGCAUCAUUGGAGGAACCCAAGCCAGUCCCGGCAAUUGGCCCUUCCUGGCCGCAAUUUUGGGCGGUCCGGAGAAGAUUUUUUACUGCGCUGGCGUUCUAAUCUCGGAUCAAUGGGUGCUCACAGCCUCGCACUGCGUGGGAAACUAUAGCGUGAUCGACUUGGAGGACUGGACCAUUCAGCUGGGCGUGACGCGACGCAACUCUUUCACCUACUCGGGUCAGAAGGUCAAGGUCAAGGCCGUGAUUCCGCAUCCGCAAUACAAUAUGGCUAUUGCCCACGACAAUGACAUAGCCCUCUUCCAACUUGCCACGCGUGUUGCCUUCCACGAACACCUAUUGCCCGUAUGUUUGCCGCCGCCGAGCGUGAGGAAUCUGCAUCCUGGCACCCUGUGCACCGUCAUCGGAUGGGGAAAGCGGGAGGACAAGGAUCCCAAGUCCACGUACGAGUACAUAGUCAACGAGGUGCAAGUGCCCAUCAUCACGCGUAAUCAGUGCGACGAAUGGCUGGACAACCUGACGGUGUCGGAGGGCAUGGUCUGUGCCGGGUUCGAUGACGGAGGCAAGGAUGCCUGUCAGGGCGAUUCGGGAGGUCCGCUGCUGUGUCCGUAUCCAGGGGAGAAGAAUCGCUGGUUCGUUGGUGGCAUCGUCUCCUGGGGCAUUAUGUGUGCGCAUCCCCGUCUGCCGGGCGUGUAUGCGAACGUGGUGCAAUAUGUGCCCUGGAUACAGGAGCAGAUCGCGAAGCAUUCGCGUCCCAUUAAAGAGGACCGCGUUAACAAGUACGACCUGCAUCCCGGAGGACCCGAUAUACUAUCCAAAAUAGCCACUGACCCGAUGCGCGAGGGUGCACCACACCACUACACUCAUUCCAGGACGUCGUCCAAAAAUUAAUCCUGACCACAGUCGUCAGGUGUAACUGGAACAGAGCAUAUCCACGAAACAAUUGCACAAAUUACGAAAGUCACACGGAACCGAUGGAUCCUGUAGGAUACAUACAUAUAUUUUGCUACUGAACUUAGGGUAUUAGCCAGCCGGCUAGCACCGAUUUGGGCAACAUAAUCAUGUGUCAAUUUGCCGAAUUUAUUUGUCAAUUUUUUUACAAAGAGAUUUUUAUGAACCUAAAAACCCCAGACAAUUUAUAACCCAGACGAACCUAAAAAGGGGGUGCAAACAUAUGUCAAUACAUAUUGCAAACGCGAUUUAUAUACUACCACGUAAAUGGAAAAUAACCGUCAUGUACCCGAUAUCUAACUAAUUGAUAAUUGUGUCUAAAUACCCCGAAACCCAGAAUAUAAUUCGAUUUUGUAGCUGAAUUUUGUGUUGAAAAUGAACCCUGUAUUAUUAUAAGUACGCGAGUAUUACUCCACUGGAAAAAUUUACGAUAAUCGAAGAAGAAUUCAGAAAAUAUUGUGAAGUAUAAAUAGUAGAAUCCCAGCUAUUGAGUGUUGAAAAUUAAAGCAGGAUGUAAGCAAAUCAAUUGUAGAAAAUAAUGUGUAACUAUAACCAAACCAAACCAAAGAAAACAAGGAAUCAUUGCUGAUCUUGGGCAUUUGAUGGACGUAGCAGUAGGCUCUUCUCCAAACCCAAAUAUGCUGUCUUACAACAACAAUGAAUCUAACAAACAAUAAGAAAGUGUGCAGUUGACAAUAAUGAGAAAUGCACAAUAAGCAACUAAAUGCGAUUAGAUUUAAGCCAUGAAAAUAAUAACUACAAUGCGUGGGUUUCAGCUUUAAAGAACACAAACGGUAGGCAAGUCGUUUCGUCUGGCUAAAGUCAGAUCAAAAGGAUUAGGAUCAGGGGAUUAGAAGGAAUAUACUUAUACACAUAGCAUACGAAUCGACUAUUUACGCGGUGAACUACAGAAGGUACGAUAGUACACGCUUCGAUAGUGGACAUGUCAAUGUAACUUAAUAUUUAGAACUAUUUACACGCCAACGCCGCACCUCGUUUGUCACGCCCACUUAGACUGGCCGCUUGGAGGUCGAAGCUCGAGAUCUCUACUCAUCCAUAAGCCAGGUAUCUGGCAUCGUACGAUCUGGAGGAAGAUACAAUGCUUGAGUGCUGACAUUCGUAGGCACAACUAUUUUGCAGAGGAAUCGCACGUAAUGAAUGUAAAAUACGCGUAACUAAAGACUCAAAAUCGGUUGUUUCAACACACAGAACACAGAACACACAAACACACCAGAGCUUCGCGAUGUGUACAGCUUUGAUAUUGUUUUCGUGUCGGAACAGGAACAUCAACCGGAAGUGGGUCGCAUUUCCGGUUGCUCCAUGUUUUUGACUUAUCGUUUCUAGUAACUAGCUAAAACCUGUUGAAAUGCUUUAGACAAGAGAUUGCAAAUGUAUAACCGAUCACUACUAGAUCUAGUUGGACAUAUUAUGCCUACCAAUAUAUAUAUACAUAUAUGCAUGUUUUGUACAAUCAGUUUACAAGUGGAAAAGUAUUAUUAGUCUUAAAAGGGGGGUUAAAUGAAGCGCAUAUUACACAAGGCACACGAUGUUUUAGGCGGAACAUGAACACAAACCAAUAUGUAACUGAAAUAUAUACAAGAAAUAUACAUAUAACGGAUACAUAUAUUCUAUAUAUAUAUUGUAGUGCUAGCAAUUAAGCAGAUGUGAUGGUGUCUAAAUUUAUACAUGCAUAUUAUCAAGCGAACGUGGAAAGCUUAGAUUAUACUCGAGACAAAUCUGUGGGCUGUUGUAGAUCGAGCAUACUAGCUAUAAUGACAGAGUACAGAUCCAGGACAAUACAAACUUAUAAAGAUAUACCCAUAUCAUAGAAACUAUGCUUACUUCGAUAUCGUGCAGUGCAUGAACACAAGUCCGAGUUUUCCUGAAACUCUCAAUGGUUUUACUGCCAAGCUACUAAGAUGCACUGGCGUGAAAUCACUGACGACUUCAGGAUCACAUCGGAUGGAUAUAGUUUGUGCUUGAACUCAGGCAGGACUCCUUUGCUGUUGCCUUGGACAGUAGGCCACCCUUUCACCCUUUCAGUUUUCUGGGGUUCACUCUCCUUGUGCAUUUACGAUCAUUCGGAUCAUGGCGAGCUAUUUUUAUACACCCCAUGCUCCAGGCUACUAUCAAAACGCUUAGCUUUAUGUACAUUUAGUCUAAAUCGAACACAACCCGUAUAUAUUAUAUAUAUUGUAGAUGUAAAAUGCUUAGCAUUGGCGAUCGGGCGAUCGGAGUGAGUGAAAUAAUUUACACGUGGCAUGAAUAGCAGAAUAGAUAAUUACUAAGUACAAUACGCAAACAGUUGACACUCAAACUCAGAAUCGCACAAGCCCCACAUCCUAGUUGAAAUUCUGCGCUUAACGGCGGGGAUCGCCCCCAAGGAUUCGAUUCAGUUUCGCAUGCUCCAUGUGCAUGGAGGGACACUACACAAAGUACAUACAUAAGGACAGGCCCUAUUAAACAAAGAACACAAGAAUUUGUAGCGAAAAGUUAUGUGUAAAAUGUAGCAAAAUCCAAAAACCAGAAGCUGAUAAACAAACUAGUUGAAUUUACAUGUGUCGCGCAUUAUAAAGAUGAAGCAUAGUAUAUGUACUCACGUAUCAGAAUAUUAUAUGUAAAUGUUUAAAGGUGAUCAUUUGAUGAAAAGCACUUGUUAUCUAUGCACAGACGGAACUUUGUGAAGAAUUUACAAUAACAAACUUUGACAAUAAAGACAAACUGAAUUUUUUCCUGUGAGCUGGACAAGCGCAUCGGAGGCAUUGAGAAUUUAUGAAAAGUUUUACACACAUUCAGAUCUUGAAGUUUUGACGCGAAUCGAACAAUAUUGUUGAACGUUUAUUUUUGAAAACUCAGAGAGGAUACCAAAACCAUGACAAUAAGCCGGCAUUUGGCCAAUGUCCGACAAUAACUGGGAAAGUGCAGUAAACUAAAUGUAACUACAUAAAGUACACGCAGACACACGUAUAACCAACUAAAUGCUAAAAGCAACAUGUCAUACCAAACAUGAUAUAUACCUACAAACAUAUAUUAUAUAAAUGUUAAAAAAUAAAUGUAUAAAACCACA